Saprolegnia diclina VS20 is the source of this 220-nucleotide messenger RNA. RefSeq lists its product as hypothetical. NCBI's taxonomy places the organism in Eukaryota, Oomycota, Saprolegniomycetes, Saprolegniales, Saprolegniaceae. The record is from RefSeq and is a predicted model, not a curated record. The transcript has a single exon. The annotation marks the transcript as partial.
AAAGUCAUGAAGGCUGCAUCUACCAGCUUGUUGUUGUUUGCGCUGAGUUUGCUCGCGACGGUCUCGGACGCCAAAGCGCCGGCGUGCGUCAACCUUGAGCAGAACGUCGACUACUACGGCAACGACAUUGCGAGUGUCGUCGAGUCCAACUACCAAAAGUGCUGCACGUGGUGCCAGAUCGUCGAUGGCUGCAAUGUGUACAUCUGGAACAGCUACAAUG